CUCGCAAAAACGACGAAACUAAUCUCACUUCUUUCUCUUUCUCUGAUUUGUUGUUUCGUCUUGAGCCAACCGACCAGACUUUGUGUCGGAGAGAAUUAAAAGAGGAGGCGGCGGCGAGAGAGGAGGGAGGCCGGGAUUGAUGUCGGGUUCGGCGGCGGCGGCAUCAUGCCCGGCGCCGAUGAAGGCGACGUCGAACGGGGCGUGGCAGGGGGACGACCCGCUGCACUUUGCGCUGCCGCUGAUCAUCCUGCAGAUCUGCCUGGUGGUCGUGCUCACCCGCGUCCUCGCCUUCCUCCUCCGCCCCCUCCGCCAGCCCCGCGUCGUCGCUGAGAUCAUCGGCGGGAUCCUGCUGGGGCCGUCGGCGCUGGGGCGGAGCAGCAGGUUCAUGAAGGCGGUGUUCCCGAAGCAGAGCCUGACGGUGCUGGACACGGUGGCGAACAUCGGGCUGCUAUUCUUCCUGUUCCUGGUGGGGCUGGAGCUGGACCUGCGGGCGAUCCGCCGCACGGGGAAGAGCGCGCUGGCCAUCGCGCUGGCGGGCAUCUCCCUGCCCUUCGUGCUCCGCGCCACCGUCGUCAAGGGCGCCCGCCAGGGGCCCUUCCUCGUCUUCAUGGGCGUCGCCCUCUCCAUCACCGCCUUCCCCGUCCUCGCCCGCAUCCUCGCCGAGCUCAAGCUCCUCACCACCGACAUCGGCGGCGUCGCCAUGUCCGCCGCCGCCGUCAACGACGUCGUCGCCUGGGUCCUCCUCGCCCUCGCCGUCGCCCUCUCCGGCUCCGGCUCCCCCCUCGUCGCGCUCUGGGUCCUCCUCACCGCCGCCGCCUUCAUCGCCGCCCUCGCGCUCCUCCUCCGCCCCGCGCUCGCCUGGAUGGCCCGCCGCUCCCCCGAGGGCGAGCCCGUCAGGGAGCUCUACAUCUGCGCCACCCUCUCCGCCGUGCUCGCCGCGGGCUUCGUCACGGACGCCAUCGGCAUCAACGCGCUCUUCGGCGCCUUCGUCGUCGGCAUCAUCGUCCCCAAGGACGGGCCCUUCGCCGGCGUGCUCAUCGAGAAGGUGGAGGACCUCGUCUCCGGCCUCUUCCUCCCGCUCUACUUCGUGUCCAGCGGCCUCAAGACCGACGUGGCCACCAUCCGCGGCGCCAGGUCCUGGGGGCUGCUCGCGCUCGUCGUCGCCAACGCCUGCCUCGGCAAGAUCGGCGGCACCUUCCUGGCCGCCCGGCUCGCGCGCGUGCCGGCGCGCGAGUCCCUCACGCUGGGCUUCCUCAUGAACACCAAGGGCCUCGUCGAGCUCAUCGUGCUCAACAUCGGCCUCGACCGCAAGGUGCUCAACGACGAGUCCUUCGCCAUCCUCGUCCUCAUGGCGCUCGUCACCACCUUCCUCACCACCCCGGUCGUCAUGGCCAUCUACAAGCCCGCGCGCCGCGCCGCGCCCUACAAGCACCGCGCCGUCGACCGCGCCGACGCCGGGAGCGAGCUGCGGGUGCUGGCCUGCUUCCACACCAGCCGCAACAUCCCCACCAUCAUCAACGUCGUCGAGUCGUCGCGGGGGACGCGCCGCCGCGGGCUGACGGUCUACGCCGUGCACCUGGUGGAGCUGUCGGAGCGGUCGUCGGCGAUAUCGAUGGUGCAGCGGGCGCGGCGCAACGGCGUGCCCGUGCCCGCCAGCGGCGGCAAGGGCGGGGAGGUGGUGCAGGUGGCGUUCGAGGCGUACGGGCGGCUGAGCUCGGUCUCGGUGCGGCCGAUGACGGCCAUCUCGGACCUCGCCACCAUCCACCGGGACAUCAUCGACAGCGCGCUGCGCAAGCGCGCCGCGCUCCUCCUGCUGCCCUUCCACAAGACGCUGCAGCUCGACGGCUCCCUCGAGUCCCUCGGCCACGCCUACCGCCUCGUCAACAAGCGCGUCCUCCGCGCCGCGCCCUGCUCCGUCGCCCUCCUCGUCGACCGCGGCCUCGGCGGCGCCGCGCAGGUCCCCUCCAGAGACGUCGUCUUCUCCGUCGCCGCGCUCUUCUUCGGCGGGCCCGACGACCGCGAGGCCCUCGCCCUCGCCGCGCGCAUGGCCGAGCACCCCGGCAUCGCCGUCACCCUCGCCCGCUUCGCCCGUGCCGCGCGCGUAGACUCCGACGAAGCCGACCGCGCCACCGACGACGCGGCCGUCGAGGCGUUCAAGGCGAAAGCAUCGAAGGCGAGGCCCGACGGCGCGUCCGUCAGCUACGAGGAGAAGGCCUCGGCCGGGAGGGCUGAGGUGCUGGCGGCGAUUAGGGAGAUGGGCAGGUUCAACCUCUUCCUGGUGGGCCGGUCGCCGCCCGCGGAGCCACUACUCGAGAGGGCAGACUGCCCGGAGCUGGGGCCCAUCGGAAGCUACCUGGCGUCGUCAGAGUUCACGUCCACCACGACGUCGGUGCUCGUCAUCCAGCGCUACGAUCCGAGCCGGGAUCAGUCGGAGCUGUCGGAAGAGUUAGCGGCCGCCGAAGAGGAGACCGGCAGCAACGCCGUCGUGCCGAUGGCGUCUCCUGACGUAACCGAGUUGGAGUGACACACCCAAAAAAAGAAAAGUUGAAAAAAAUGUGGAUUAGAACACGACGAUCGAUGUAUGCCGAUUUAAUUGUUACACAUUGAACGGUGAGAAGUUUACGUGUAUGUUGCCUUGCCCUUUAUCCGAUCCGGAUCCGGGUUGAAUAAGAAGCAUCAUCAUGCAUGUGUACAGAGCAGACGAUGGAAAUAUAUAUGGACAGUGUCAUUGUAUGCUUCCAUUAAA
Molecule: messenger RNA, 2746 nt
Organism: Ananas comosus (pineapple)
Lineage: Eukaryota; Viridiplantae; Streptophyta; Magnoliopsida; Poales; Bromeliaceae
Product: cation/H(+) antiporter 19-like
Exons: 2
Coding region: 140-2524 (794 amino acids)
Biological process (GO): regulation of pH; proton transmembrane transport
Cellular component (GO): endomembrane system; membrane
Molecular function (GO): antiporter activity
Source: RefSeq, a predicted model, not a curated record